AUGAGUGAUCAUGAGAUGGAGGUAGAUGAUCUUCCCAAGGACAAGGGAAAACAAAAAGAGGCCCCCGAGGAAAAUUUCAAAGAUGACACAUUGCCUUGGGUGGAGAAAUACCGACCCGUAACGCUCUCCGAUGUUGUUUCCCAUCAGGAUAUUACCAGUACUAUCGAGAGAUUCAUCGAGAAGAACAGACUUCCUCAUUUGUUAUUUUAUGGGCCACCUGGAACAGGUAAAACGUCCACAAUCGUAGCAGUCGCAAGACGGAUAUAUGGGAAUGAUUAUAAAAAGCAAAUACUCGAGUUGAACGCGUCGGACGACCGAGGUAUCGAAGUGGUCCGAGAACAAAUCAAGCAGUUUGCAGAGACGAGAACCUUGUUCAACAAAGGGUUCAAGCUGAUUAUUCUGGACGAAGCGGAUAUGAUGACUCAGGCUGCCCAGGCCGCUUUACGUCGAGUAAUCGAACAAUAUACCCGCAACGUCCGGUUCUGCAUCAUCUGCAACUACGUCAACAAGAUUACCCCUGCCAUUCAGUCCCGAUGCACCCGCUUUAGGUUUAGCCCCUUGCCGAUUCCAGAGGUAGAGAAGAGGGUGAAUAUGGUUAUCGAGAGCGAAAAAGUGAACAUCACACCCGAAGGGAAACAGGCUUUGUUGAAGCUUUCAAAGGGUGAUAUGAGGCGAGCGUUGAACGUCUUGCAGGCUUCCCAUGCAGCGUAUGACCGUAUUGAUGAAUCGGAGAUCUAUACAUGUACCGGUAACCCCCACCCAUCCGAUAUUGAGCACUUGGUCAACUCGAUGAUGAGUGAUGAUUUCGGGACCAGUUACCAACUGGUUAUGAAAAUGAAGACCGAACGGGGUCUAGCACUCCAAGAUCUCCUCUCGGGGGCAUAUGAAUACUUUGAGACGCUGGAGUUUCCGCCCGCCGCGAGGGUGCACCUGUUGGAUAAACUGGCUACUAUCGAGCAUUGGUUAUCAACCGGUGGGACCGAAAAAAUUCAAUUGUCUGCGCUGAUGGGGGCUGUAAAGACUGCGGUGGAGAUCACGACUUACUUCUCUCCACCGUCGCGUCUCCAGCUCGAACCUCACGCGAUGAAUAUCGAUAAUAUUCGGGCGGCUGUCACGGGGUCCGGAGGGUUCUAUAACCUCAAGGCACUGAUCAAGGGUAUUCGGGCAUGCAAGACACUGGCAGAUGAGCGAGCCCUCAUUCAAAAAGAAUCAGCGGCUAUCCGUACGUCAUUCAAAGAAGAGGAUUCGUUUGCGCGACACAACAAUAUCGCCAAGCUGCUAUAUAUACACAUGCUCGGUUAUCCUGCUCAUUUUGGACAAAUCGAGUGCUUAAAGCUCGUUGCGAGUCCUAGAUUCUCGGACAAGCGAUUGGGUUAUUUGGGAAUCAUGUUAUUGUUGGACGAGAAUCAGGAGGUAUUGAUGUUAGUUACGAAUUCGCUCAAAAACGAUAUGAAUCAUUCGAAUAUGUAUGCUGUUGGACUAGCGCUUUGCACGUUUGCGAAUAUCGCGGGAGAGGAGAUGUCCAGGGAUUUAUGCAACGAGGUCGAAAAGCUGCUUGGAUCGAGCAAUACAUAUAUCCGUAAAAAGGCCGCGUUGUGUGCUCUCCGAAUAGUCCGACGCGUUCCCGAACUCCUGGACCACUUUAUCGACGGCGCGAAAGGAUUGUUGACAGAUCGAAAUCACGGAGUGCUCUUAUCUGGAGUGACGCUCGUAUCAGAGAUGUGCUAUUCCCCCGAACACGAUGUCUCGGGAAUCACCGAUCCGUUCCUCCAAAUCAAAAUACUCCGUUUGCUUCGACAAAUAGGCAAAAACGAUCCUCGUGCGAGUGAGGCAAUGAACGACAUAUUGGCGCAGGUUGCCACCAACACCGAUUCGACCAAAAACGUUGGAAACUCGAUUCUGUACGAGACAGUCUUGACGGUUUUGGAGAUCGAGGCCGAUAGUGGGUUGAGGGUUAUGGCGAUCAAUAUUUUGGGCAAGUUCUUGAGUAACAGGGAUAAUAAUAUUCGAUAUGUCGCCUUGAACACGCUUAACAAAGUGGUCACGAUGGACACAAAUGCGGUACAACGGCACCGUAAUAUCAUCCUAGAUUGUCUUCGUGAUGGAGAUAUCUCUAUCCGUCGGCGUGCGCUUGAACUGUCAUACGCGCUGAUCAACGAGUCGAACGUUCGGGUUUUGACGAGGGAGCUGUUGGCAUUUUUGGAAGUUGCGGACAACGAGUUCAAGUUGGGGAUGACCACACAGAUCUCGCUUGCGGCAGAGCGAUUUGCACCGAACAAGAGGUGGCAUAUUGAUACGGUCUUGCGAGUUCUCAAAUUGGCAGGAAAUUAUGUCCGUGAAGAGGUGUUAUCCUCGUUCAUUAGGCUCGUGUGCCAUACACCCGAACUUCAGGCAUACACGACCUCGAAAUUGUAUACCGCGCUCAAAGAGGAUAUCUCCCAAGAAUCACUCACAUUGGCCACUGUCUGGUUGUUGGGAGAAUUUGGAGAGGCUUUGAUUCAAGGCGGAUUGGUAGACGAGGAAACCCCUAAACCGAUACAAGACUCGGACAUCGUCGAAAUUCAAGAAUCAAUUCUCCAAUCGCCCUAUGCAAAUGCACUCAUCCGCCAAUUCGUUCUCACCUCGCUUGCCAAACUUUCUUCCCGCCCUGCAGUGUCUGAGCCCCAAAGGCAGAGAAUCUUCAAUAUCUUGAAUGGAUUCGCGACCAGUACCGAGUUGGAGAUUCAGCAACGCGCGGUAGAAUUCGCCAGCUUAUUCUCACAUGCCGAUAUUCGUGGUGGUGUUUUGGAAGUUAUGCCUCCUCCCGAGAUUAAAGCUACAGUUAUUGGAACUGUCAGCGAACGACGUAGUGUUGGUAGCACCCGAACAGAUAAAGAUUCCCUAUUGGAUCUUAUGGGCGACGAAACCACUCCAGCCGCCGCCGCACCGCCAGCACAAUCCAACACAGAUUUACUGGCUGACUUGUUUGGAGGGGGUGGUGCAGCUCCCGCACCUGCCGCCCCGGCACCCCAAAAGAACUCGAUUCAAGAUAUUCUCGGACUCUUUGAUUCGACGCCCGCGGCCACCGCAACUCCACCGCCCGCGCCUAUGCCCACAACUAACGGAGGUGGCCUGGGUGGACUGUUCGAUUCGACUCCCUCUCCAGCCCCCGCUGCACCAGCCCCCAAGCCAGUGACCCCCACCUCGGCUCCUGCACAGGCGCCCGUGCAGAAUAGGCCCACAUUUUUAGCCUAUGAUAAGAAUGGUCUCAAGGUCACUUUGGCGCCUCAGGUUCUGCCCAGUAAGCCUGGAAUGGUGCAAAUUCAGGCGAGAUUCGAAGCAACGAGUGGACCUGUGCAGGGUGUCACAUUUCAGGUUGCUGUACCCAGAACCCAACAACUACAAAUGCUCCCAAUGUCCAGUGCCGAUGUAAACCCCGGGAACGUAGAGACACAAGUACUGAAAAUUUUAGCUCCUCCAGGAAGUCAAGUAAAACUCCGAAUUCGAAUCGCGUUCACAGGAUCUGCUGGGGCUAUUCAGGAUCAGGUCGAUUUUGCAGGGUUCCCAGCAAGCAUGACAAAUGGCGUCUUGUAG
Rhizoctonia solani is the source of this 3573-nucleotide messenger RNA. RefSeq names its product adaptin (adaptor HA1/AP1 adaptin gamma subunit). The transcript has 23 exons. Gene Ontology annotation, cellular component: AP-1 adaptor complex; membrane coat. The record is from RefSeq and is a predicted model, not a curated record. Bases 1 to 3573 code for a protein of 1190 amino acids. Gene Ontology annotation, molecular function: DNA binding; ATP binding; ATP hydrolysis activity. Lineage: Eukaryota; Fungi; Basidiomycota; Agaricomycetes; Cantharellales; Ceratobasidiaceae. Gene Ontology annotation, biological process: Golgi to vacuole transport; intracellular protein transport; receptor-mediated endocytosis.